This is a messenger RNA of Drosophila elegans, 702 nucleotides long. RefSeq lists its product as uncharacterized. NCBI's taxonomy places the organism in Eukaryota, Metazoa, Arthropoda, Insecta, Diptera, Drosophilidae. The transcript is spliced from 2 exons. The record is from RefSeq and is a predicted model, not a curated record. The coding region runs from base 81 to 662 and encodes 193 amino acids.
UGCCGCAUCAGUGUGGCGUGCUGUUUAAAAUCAGAGUGACUUGGAAAGGUAGUUUUGUAGUCCUUGCGGCUUUGUUCAAAAUGCCUCACAAACGCAAGUCCCGACUUAAUGUGAACCAAAAGAACUCCGCCACACGACGAGUCCAAUCGGCCAUACCCUCGACGGCUCCUCCGCAUGUCACAAUCGGGUCCUGCCUUGGUAUAGACGUGGAGAUCCCGAUGCCGGACAGUUCUAAGAAAAAAAGUGGAGGCUUUACGUCCAGGAGACACUUUCCGGUGCACAAGCAGAACGAUAUUAACAUCAUAACCCAGAUAACCAAGAUGCUGGCAGACACUAAUGUUUCGCCGGAAGCUGCGGCAGCCAUAGCUCCAAAGGUAACCCAGAAGAUGAACUUUCCGCCGGACCAGACUGUUUUCAAGAAUCUGGUGCCCCUGAAUGUCAACGACUCGGUGCUGGAGCCGCUCAAGCUCAAGCGCGUGGCCUCAAAGGACAAGCCGACCAAGGAAUCAGAGCCAAGCAAGGUCAGCAAUGAGCCCCAACUAGCCGACUAUGUCGAGAAGGUGGAUCCCAUUGCAAUGUCCAUUAAGGAACCCGAGCUACGAUUGGACUAUACACAGGAACCCUUCGAUUUUCUCGGCGCUUACAGAAAGGUCUACCAUUAGAGUUACAUUUUUAUUAUAAAUAUAUACGAGUCGCACAGAA